ACGUGUAUCUCGGUGUGAAAACGCCCAGUGUUUGGGAAACUGCUCUUUUUUUGUUCUGCUUGAGCUCAACGGCUGCAGUCCUGGAUUCAGUGAGAGCUGAGGAACAAAUCACUUUCAGCAGAAACCGUGAACUAAGAGUCAUCAAAGCUUUCUGACGCAGCUGCAGCGAUCUUCUGAGGAGAGGGGAGCAGUUCAAGGCCUAAUGAAAGAAGAAAGGCAAGAUCUGAAUGAGGUGGAGGAGAAAUAUCAGGAUCAGAAAGAUCAAGAUGUCAAUGGCAAAAAAUCAGUGAGUUCCAGCCUUAAAACAACAGAAGUCAAGAGGCCUUUCAGCUGCUCUCAGUGUGGAAAGAGUUUCAUAUUUAACAGUAAUCUUAAGACUCACAUGUUAUUUCAUACUGGGAUAAAGCCUUUCAGCUGCUCUCAGUGUGGAAAGAGUUUUACACGCAAAGAAAACCUUGAGAAGCACAUGUUUAUUCAUAUUGGAAUAAAGCCUUUCAGCUGCUCUCAGUGUGGAAAGAGUUUUACACGGAAAGGAAGCUUAAAGGAUCACAUGUUUAUUCAUACUGGAAUAAAGCCUUUCAGCUGCUCUCAGUGUGGAAACACUUUUGCACGCAAAGAAAGCCUUGAGAAGCACAUGUUUAUUCAUACUAGAAUAAAGCUUUUCAGCUGCUCUCAGUGUGGAAAGAGUUUUACACGGAAAGGAAGCUUAAAGGAUCACAUGUUUAUUCAUACUGGAAUAAAGCCUUUCAGCUGCUCUCAGUGUGGAAACACUUUUGCACGCAAAGAAAGCCUUGAGAAGCACAUGUUUAUUCAUACUGGAAUAAAGCCUUUCAGUUGCUCUCAGUGUGGAAAGAGUUUUACACGGAAAGGAAGCUUAAAGGAUCACAUGUUUAUUCAUACUGGAAUAAAGCCUUUCAUCUGCUCUCAGUGUGGAAAGAGUUUUAUACAGAAAGCACAACUUGAGACUCAUUUGGUAACUCACACUUUAGAUAAAUCUUUCAGCUGCUCUCAGUGUGGAAAGAGUUUUACAAAUAAAGUAAGCUUAAAGCAUCACAUGUUAAUUCAUACUGAAAUAAAGCCUUUCAGCUGCUCUCAGUGUGGAAAGAGUUUUACAUCUAAAGUAGGCCUUAAGAACCACAUGAUAAUUCAUACUGGAAAAAAGUAUUUCAGCUGCUCUCAGUGUGGAAAGCAUUUCAUAUGUAACAGUCAUCUUAAGAGGCACAUGUUAAUUCAUACUGGGAUAAAGUCUUUCAGCUGCUCUCAGUGUGGAAAGAGUUUUACCCUGAAAGAAAACCUUAAGACUCAUUUGGUAACUCACACUUCAGAAAAUCCUUUCAGCUGCUCUCAGUGUGGAAAGUGUUUUACAUAUAAAUCAAGCCUUAAGAGGCACAUGUUAAUUCAUAUUGGGUAAAAGUCUUUCACUUGCUCUCAGUUUGGAAAAACUUACACAGAAAGGACACUAAAAGGUUAAUUUGGUAACUCGCUCUUCAUAAAAGCCUUUCACCUUGGGGAGUUAAAGUAAAUGACUGUUUUUCUGAAUGACUGUCAUCAACUUGAUCACCUCAAGGAUGUGUCCUCUCCCCCUUAUUAUUUAUCUUGUACACAAAGACUGUAAAAGUAGUUUUAGAAAUAGGCAUAUUAUAAAAUUUGCUGAUAAUUCCGUAAUUGUUAGCUUAUUGAGUGAGGAGGACUCCAUGAUUGGCCCUGUGGUUUAUGAUUUUAUUAUGUGGUGUCAGAAUGCUUUCUUGAAACAUACUGUAAAGGCACAAAAUGUAAUUUUUCACCGCUGGAGGGCGUAUAUUCAAAAUAAGCCGUCUAAGUGAAACAAGGCCAACGAACCUUGACACACGUAUAGCUUGAAAGCUUUUAUUAUGCCAGAGUUGAUCGCUUCCACUGCUUCCAGUCGUGCGUAUGAGAGGAAAAGCAGCACUGUUUUCAUAUACUAGAUACGUUUGAAAGUCCUGUUUUAAUGCUACUCUGUGUGGUCGUCACCAGUCUAUUAAAACACACAACAUUAAAGCGUC
Molecule: messenger RNA, 2024 nt
Organism: Carassius carassius (crucian carp)
Lineage: Eukaryota; Metazoa; Chordata; Actinopteri; Cypriniformes; Cyprinidae
Product: gastrula zinc finger protein XlCGF57.1-like
Exons: 2
Coding region: 203-1411 (402 amino acids)
Biological process (GO): regulation of transcription by RNA polymerase II
Molecular function (GO): DNA-binding transcription factor activity; RNA polymerase II cis-regulatory region sequence-specific DNA binding
Source: RefSeq, a predicted model, not a curated record